GCUCAUAAGAUGACGGUGGACUUGGUCGCGAAGAUGUGUGAUGAGCAUGCGCAACGCCACACCAGGAGGAAUGUUCGUCAGUGUUUCUGAGGCACCCAUGAUGCAUGUUUAGCCAAAAGCCAUGGACAGUAGAACUCGCUGCGAUGAAACCACCGAUCUGGAAUCAUCCAUCUCGACACCCCUGCAGUUGGAUUGCAGACGCGAUUUUCUCACGGCUGCUGCGGAGAGACAACGACAGUGCCCCACGCAAAUAAUUCACUGCUGAUGCUUCUGCUGCUUCAGCUGCAUGUCCAAUCUCCCAAACUGCUCAGGCGGAUUGGCGCCACCCAUGCAGCGUCGCGGAGCUCGAGGACAGUGGUUAUCGGCCCAGCCACCGGCAUCGCGCCGAGACGCACCUAAAAAUACCCCUCUAUUGACUUCCAUCGCGACAGUCUAGAGCUGCAGCAAUGGCAUUUUUCUCCCUUCCUUCUAUCUGCCACAGCUAGAUGCUCCAGGGUGCUGCUAGUGGGUGGUGCUUGUUGGCAUAUAGAUGCGGGCUUUGCGGUCACCGGCCAAUUAGUGUUUCAUAACUUUCCGUUGUAUCUUUCUGUGUGUAAAUAUCCUUUCUCGUUUCGCACGGACCAGUGGAGGAGGGCCGGAGAGAAUCGGUUCCACUCUCACUCACCCAUGGAUGAAGAUAACCUUUGGACACUGCAAGGCUAGUGGAGGUAAAUUCAUUCUGUUGCUGGAGGAUAUGCCGGUAAAAUGCACUUUUGUGGACGCCAAAUAGGUCUAGCAGAUGUCAGUACAUACACAUAUGUGCUCAGAAUUAUGCGGGAGAUUUUCCUCGUCCAUCCACCACUAGCUGGUAUUAUUUGUGAGUGAGCGCGGGUUUAAUUAGCUCGGACCAUCGAGGAGAUAGCACGACUUUCCUUUUCGGUUUCGAGUCCGUGAAAGAAAUGACAUCGACAUCUGAAUGCCUUACCAUCGAAUGCCUUACCAUCGAAUGCCACCGACACUGAUUUUAUUCGUACUGACUUCGAGGCUCGAAGAGUACGAACCCCACAGCAGUAGCUCUCACCACAGUACUGCUUGCGGUGCUCCUGAUUACUGCAAGUCAUGCAGUGAACGAGUGCAGUGCAAUGUUUUCGAAUUAGAUCGCUCGCUUAGUUCUUUGCUCACGGAUGAAGUCAUCAGCUGUCGAAGCUUAGCGGUUCGAAUCAGUCUAACGAAUACAGAGUUUGAUCAGGUGCAUUCGAAAGAAGAUUAGUGAUCACAUCGAAGACUAUUGAGCCGUCGAGUAGAAGAUUUCAUUACUGGUUGUCAGAACGUUACUACGUACCUGCGAGUGAAAUUUCAUUGAAUAUUUUCUUGGAUCCGGACUGAGUGCAAUGCAAAGGUUUUGUUACUGCCCCUGUCUGUGUACAUUUUAGUAAGUGUGCGAAUCGUUUACAUGUAGCGCAUUUCACGCGUAUGAUUCUCAAAGAGUGAUUGGGUGACUGAUGGGAGAAAAUAGGGGGAUCACUGGCAGUGGCAAGCACCGCACUGUUAAGGAAGCAACUCGCGUUCAUGAUAAACGCAUUUGUAGGGUCAAGCAUGCUGGAGUUCCUCCAGACACUGGUGACUUGAACGGUGAUGAUGGAGAGCUUCCUCUCUAUCCUGUCUCCUCCAAUCGUCACCGACUCGGUGCAAAGUCCGAAUCUCACACUGCCUCAAACCCACAACCCAGUAGCAAAGUCGGUCAUAGUAUGAGCGAUUUCAACGGAGAGGUGAGUAUCAGGGUCGGAGAGACUGCAGGCUGGCCACUGGGUAGGCAGGAAAUUGCAGCCUGGGCGAGCAGCUUCCUCUUUCCGUUGGACUCACAAUGUAGCGACAGCUUGCAGACAAUGCUGCAGAGGGAUGCACAUAGCUGCAGAGAAACCAAUACAAAGAAGAUUGAUAAAUGUAGGAUCUUGGCGGAGAAUCCAGGUGGAAGCCCUCCGUCCGAACGAAACGGAACAGUGGAAUCUUUUGGAGUCCAAUCUGGGCAUCUAAAGUCACCAAGACAGCUGAAGAAACUUCUGGACUCAACCGAAUCUGUCGCGUUGCUAAGUGCACCUGCUAAUGAUGAACAAGGAUGUGAUGCGCAAUUAGGAGAUCGUCUGAAUAAGUUGCAGGUUGAAGCUUGCAAAAAAAUCGUUUUGCGUGUCGCACCUUCAUCAGGAAGAGGUGAGAUUCUUAGAAGGUUGAAGGAUUUGAAGGCUCAUCCGUCUAGCCCAAGACUGGUGGAAGAGAGCGCUGGAAAAUACCACAAAGAGAACACUAGAAAGGCCGCUGGGAAAGAUGACCAAAGGCUUAAGACAAGUCAACCAACAUCGUCCAACGGCAUUAUCAAGAGCAGCCCCACCUCAGUGAAUAAGAAGCACCCGAUUCCAAGCCAAUUCCAAUCCAAGGCUGAAGAGAACGCGCUCGGUGAGCUAGAGAUUACGUUUAACCUUGGAGAAAAGAGGCUACAGGGGAAUUCUUCAUCUGAUCAUCGAGGUAGUCCUCGUAGAUGUGCAGAGUUCUCACUAGAAAACCUGUCCACUCCGACGUCAAGGUUAAAUAAUGGUUCCAUACAAGAGCAGGUGGUUGCCGUUCGUAAGCAUGCGCAGAGGCCCAAGGCGACCAAUGUCAGCAAUUCGUCUCCUGACCACACCCCAUCUGUGCUGGCUGCGGUUCCAUUCAAGUGGGAGGAGGAGCCAGGUAUACCCAAGACCAUAGCCGACGCUGCAGAUCGUAUGCUAGCUCGAAGGGUUUCACGAGAAAGCAUUGAGGUGAGUAAUUUUGCAGAAGCUCAAUCAGGUUCGCACAAGUCCGAAGAAAAACCUUCCACGGAAGUGACGGAGGAUGGCAUUCCCCGAAGAGGAACUGCCCACAUACGAAGUUCAUCGACACAAAGCUCCCCGGGUACUGGAAAACUUGACGCAGGGCGGACUGGCAGCCAUAGGUACUACGGCGAAGCAUAUUUGAGAGGGAAUUUAAGAAAUGCUGGUUUUGAACGGUCAAGCAGAAGGUAUAGUAUACAUGGAGGAGACACCUACAUUGACUUCGACGGAUCUGCAGCGGCAAGAUUCUUGGUGAAGGCGUUUGAAUCACCCUGGAGCACACCAAGUAUGCAUAACGGUUCGCCGGCAUUUUCUGUGCCUUUCGAGUGGGAGGAUGCUCCAGGGAAAGCCAAAGUGGAGAUAGUAGCACGAAGUCCUAAUUUGCUACAACUACCUCCUCGGCUUGCUGUUUCGUCGUAUUGUAGUGCCGAGAGCUUUAGUCGCGAGCUUCGAGCUUCCCACCCCUUCGCAGGUUUCUUCGCUCCCUGCAUACAAACCUCUUCGCCAGCACAUCGGAAACGAGGUGAGCGAACAUUGUUGAAGCAUGCUUCUAGUAAAAAGCUUCCUCCAAGAGCCCCUGGUUCAGCGGAGCGUCGAAAACGACAUGGUCUUGUGGGUCGCUGCAGCUCGACUCCUCGCGAAGGAUGCCAGAUCAAAAUGUCUAAAUCAUGUAGUCAACAGUCUUUCAAGGAGAAAACUUCAAGCUUUAGCAGCUCCGAUAUGUCACUGAUUGAUCCACUACCGUCAACAAAUUCAACGACUUUGAAUCGCAGAAAUUUGUUCAGUUCAGAGGAUAAAUACUCUGCUUCGUGCAUACAGAACAGCCAUCUCAAUGCGCCCUCGUCCCCCACAAGCAUCUUGUGUGGUCCUGACGAGAGCAGUGCCCAGACUUCAGCGUCUAACAUUAUGUUUUCAAGCCGAGACUUCGAAGAUUUUGGAAACUGUUCUAGACAAUCGGUGUCCAAAUCUAGCGCCAGCGCUUCAUACGGAUCUAUUCAAGAGGAUCUCUCUGAAUAUUCGAGCCCUAUGAACAGCAUGACUCAUCAUCCUGAUCCUCAGGUUUCCGAUGAGCCUCCACUUACAUUGAUUCCGGCCUUAGCUCCAACUGCGGUGGAUAUCUCUGCAAGAGAACAUGAUGGUCAUAGGUCGAAAGGAGCUUCUAAUGACGUUGGUUCUCUCCUCAAGCUCUCUAAAACUGGCAAAUAUACUUCUAAAUUUAGAAGUUCUCAGCUGAAAGGCACAGCACACUGCCCAGAGGCCACUCUCGUCAACUACUUUCAAUCUUUAGAGCUCAAUGAGGCUUCGGCACAGAUAAGAAGGAAGGCAUCAACCUCAGCAUUGGUUGAAGAAACUGGUCUUCUUGACAAGCAGGGAGGUUCAACUUCGAGUGGUUAUGUGAGUAGCGAAGGUGAGGCAAUUGUUCUUAAGAACUCACCAACGAUGCAGUCCGUGGGAAAGGAAGAACCUGCAAAUCUCGUGGUGCAGCGGCGGAAAGGUUCAGGAACUCCAAGGAAAGCUCUCACUAAGAGUGCCCCUCCCAAACUACCCCGACGCGUCCGUUUCACGCUGUCAGUCUCCAAAAUUUUCAGGCGCGCUCUUUGCAGACAACUGCGUCACCAGCCGAUCGAACCUGCUAGGCUUAUACUUCGUGAAAAACAAUCACCUACACCUUUUGAUUUCAAAUCGGCCCACGUCUAAUCUGAAAUGCUUCUGAAUGCUAAGAUUUAUUCAAAAGAGGUGAUGAAGCGACAUUGUGGAACCAGCUCUUGGAUACUAAGCCUCUUAGACGAGUCUUUUCCCCGCAAGCUUGUGUGCACACGAAUCAACAGACGAGAACUUGUUUAGUACUCUGUAAAUGUGAAUAGUGUUUCACCCCCCAGUACUCCGUAAGCAUGGGACAUGCUAGUCGGGAAUCAUGGAGGAUCGUUUCAAGCAUAUCAACACGGAUCAGUAUAUUGAACUCAUGACACCACUGAUAGGAAAAAUCCCUUCUCAAUCACCGCUAUUCUUUUACGGCGACGAAACUAAAGAAAAAGUGUUCGUGAAGCCAAGAAUUACGGUCCUUGUGCUACUAGACAAUCUUUUUAAUAUUUUUCUUUUUAAUUCUUAUCGAUCUUUAGAUCUUUUAUAAUAUGUCAUUUUCUAUAAGACAAUGACUUAGUGUAUACAAAUGCACAUCAGAUGACACAAAAGUCAUUUUGUGUAAAAUCAAAUGACACAAAAGUCAUUUUGUGAAAAAUCAAAUGACACAAAAGUCAUUUUGUGUAAAAUCAAAUGACACAAAAGUCAUUUUGGUUCA
Molecule: messenger RNA, 5124 nt
Organism: Physcomitrium patens
Lineage: Eukaryota; Viridiplantae; Streptophyta; Bryopsida; Funariales; Funariaceae
Source: RefSeq, a predicted model, not a curated record